Budorcas taxicolor (takin) is the source of this 654-nucleotide messenger RNA. It is a transcript of the gene TLDC2, whose product is annotated as TBC/LysM-associated domain containing 2. The record is from RefSeq and is a predicted model, not a curated record. Gene Ontology annotation, biological process: response to oxidative stress. The transcript is spliced from 6 exons. NCBI's taxonomy places the organism in Eukaryota, Metazoa, Chordata, Mammalia, Artiodactyla, Bovidae. The coding region runs from base 1 to 654 and encodes 217 amino acids. Gene Ontology annotation, cellular component: nucleus.
AUGAGAAGUCUCCGCUGGCGUUACACUCGGCUGCCCAGCCAGGUGGAAGAUGCUCUGUCUGGGGAGGAGGACAAGGAAGAGGAAGAGGAAAAGGAGGAGGAGACAACCCCAGCCCCAACUCCGGUUCCCGAACGACCCAUGGUGUCCCAGCUGGCAGGAGCCAGCCAGGUUCUGGGAGCCUCGGAAAUGAGUCAGCUCAGUCUCCACCUGCCCCCAAGAGUCACUGGAUACUCCUGGAGCCUGGCCUUCUGCACAUCAAGGGACGGCUUCAGUCUGCAGAGCCUGUACAGGCAGAUGGAGGGCCACAGUGGGCCGGUGCUGCUGGUGCUGAGAGACCAGGACGGGCAGAUGUUUGGGGCCUUCUCCUCCUCGGCCCUUCGACUCAGCAAAGGCUUCUAUGGUACUGGCGAGACCUUCCUCUUCUCCUUCUCUCCACAGCUGAAGGUCUUCAAGUGGACAGGAAGCAACUCUUUCUUUGUGAAAGGCGACUUGGAUUCUCUGAUGAUGGGCUGUGGCAGUGGCCACUUUGGGCUGUGGUUGGAUGGAGACUUGUACCGUGGGGGGAGCCACCCCUGUGCGACCUUCAACAAUGAGGUGCUGGCCCGGCAGGAGCAGUUCUGCAUCAACGAGCUGGAGGCCUGGGUCCUGAGCUGA